This is a messenger RNA of Priceomyces carsonii, 285 nucleotides long. RefSeq lists its product as uncharacterized. The record is from RefSeq and is a predicted model, not a curated record. Bases 1 to 285 code for a protein of 94 amino acids. NCBI's taxonomy places the organism in Eukaryota, Fungi, Ascomycota, Pichiomycetes, Serinales, Debaryomycetaceae. The transcript has a single exon.
AUGAAAGAGGAGUGCCUAUAUGCAUCAACCACUAAGAUUAAAUCUAUCGAUAUAAGUCAGCCUGGAGAAAUGCAUUGUGUGAUAACUGCAGCAGAGCUUCGCUGCUACAAAGCCGAUCCCGGUCAUGGUAUGAAAAUUGAUGAAUUAUUCAAUUUUUUCAUUUACAAGGAAGAGGGUUCUAGUUCAGUUCUGGUAGUUGAAGAUUUAGCAAUCUUCAGCUCGAGCAUUUAUCAAUGUGUAGAAUCAGGUAGAUCUUUAAUGUCGAUUUUGAAAUUAUUUUAUUAA